AUGGCUGCGACGGCAGAUGUCGAUGCUGUCCUCCAGGACUUGUGGCGAGAUUGGGCUGAUCCGCCCGAGGUGCGCUCCUUCCAGCAGAGCGGCCGUGGAUUGGUGUCUCCGCGCAAGAUGGCGGUUGGUGCGGAGGUCUUCCGAGACACUCCAUUGGUCGCUGUGGCCUAG
Cladocopium goreaui is the source of this 171-nucleotide messenger RNA. Lineage: Eukaryota; Dinophyceae; Suessiales; Symbiodiniaceae. The record is from the annotation of a GenBank genome assembly.